Molecule: messenger RNA, 6387 nt
Organism: Cololabis saira (Pacific saury)
Lineage: Eukaryota; Metazoa; Chordata; Actinopteri; Beloniformes; Belonidae
Gene: mrc2
Product: mannose receptor, C type 2
Exons: 29
Coding region: 213-4631 (1472 amino acids)
Molecular function (GO): signaling receptor activity
Source: RefSeq, a predicted model, not a curated record
AGACGGAGCUCUAGCGGUCAAACUCGCCAUCCUCUCCUCAUCCUCGGAGUAAAACAGUCGGCCAGCUGCAGCCCCCGGCGUCCUUUUCUUUUUUCUUUUCCUCUUUUUCUUUUUUUUUUUUCUCUCUCUCCCCCUCCUGGUUCGGGUUGUUUUUGCACCGUCUCCGUGUGUGAGAGAGAGUGUGUGUGAGUGUGUGUGCUGUGGCAGCGAGCAUGCAAAGCAACGAGCGACACCGAAACAACAAACCGAGGACAACAUGGACAAACCGGCAACUUAUAUUUUACAAAUGCACUUUAUAUUUAUUCAUCUUCAGUCUGGAACUGAAGAGGAGCGUCACGGCACCGCAGGAGUCUGAUGAUUUCGCUUUCUACCUUGAUGGCGCCAACGCGUGCCUGGGGGUGUUGGGUCAGUCCGUGGUGCUGACGCCCAACUGCGAGGACCCCCUCCAGCGCUGGAAGUGGGUGACCCGGGGCCGCCUGUUCAAUUUGGGUUCCUCCAAGUGCCUGGGUGUGACCACCGGCAACAUCACCUUCAUGUGGAACUCCUCCCCGUUGGGCGUGUACACGUGCGAUCGAGAACCCCCCAGGGUACGCUGGACCUGGAACUGCGCUCAGAUGCUCGACAACCUCAACAGUAUUUUUCAGUCGCCCUUCCUGGGGAACCUGACCUUUACGCCGCCGCCCUUCACGUUGAAAUGGAGGCUGCACGGUGAUGAGCGGGACCCGUGCGCCAAGUCAUAUCAGGAGAUCUACUCGAUCCAGGGCAACUCUCACGGGCGGCCCUGUUACCUGCCCUUCCUGUACGACAACAAGUGGUUUCACAACUGCACGAGCAUCGGCCGCGAAGACGGUCACCUUUGGUGCGCCACCACCUACGACUACGGCAAAGACGAGAGCUGGGGAUUCUGUCCAGUCCAUAGCAGCGGCUGUGAGGCCUUCUGGGAAACGGACCCGCUGACAGACAGCUGUUAUCAGUUUAACUUCCAGGCUACGUUGUCCUGGAGCGAGGCCAGGCUCAGCUGCCAGCAGCAGGGGUCGGACCUGCUGAGCGUCACCAAGCUGCACGAGCAGACGUACAUCAACGGUUUGCUGACGGGCUACAGUGCUGCUUUGUGGAUUGGCCUCAACGACCUCGACAUCAGCGGAGGCUGGCAGUGGGCCGACUCCUCACCACUUAAAUAUCUAAACUGGGAGCCAGACCAGCCGAGUCACGCUGAGGAGGAGAACUGCGUCGUGAUCAGGACGGAGUCGUCGGGCCGUUGGCAGAACCGGGACUGUUCUGUCGCUCUGCCGUACGUCUGUAAGAAGAGGCCCAACGCCACCUUGGACCCCUUCACCACCGAUUCGUGGGUAGAUGAUGAGAAGUAUGACUGCGAUGUGGGCUGGCAGGCCUUCCAGGCUGGAUGCUACAAGCUCACCUCGGAGAAGAGCGACUGGAAUGCAGCUCAGAAAACUUGCCAAAAGAUGGAGGCCAAUCUGGUCAGCAUCCACACUCUACCUGAGCUGGAGUUCAUCAUACGCAGCCUGAAGAAAGAUAUUGAUCAGUUAUGGGUAGGACUCCAUGACACUGACAUGCAAAUGGACUUCCAGUGGACUGACCACACGCCCGUCAUCUUCACCCACUGGCACCCGUACGAGCCCAACAACUUCCGCAACACCCAGGAAGACUGCGUGUCCAUGUGGGGCCCGGAGGGCCGCUGGGACGACAGCCCCUGUAAUCUGACUCUGCCCUCCAUCUGUAAGAAACCAGGAACAAAGAGCGACGGGAAGCCAAAGCACCAAGACUGCAAACAAGGCUGGAAGUGGCACAGUCCGGCCUGUUACUGGGUGGGAGAGGAUCUGCUCACCUUCGAUCAGGCUAAGAUCUCCUGCGAAAACCACAGAGCUGCUCUCGUUACCAUUACCAACAGGUUCGAGCAGGCGUUCGCCAGCAGCCUGGUGUUUGGCCGAUCCGGAGAGUCCUUUUGGAUCGGGCUCCACAAUCAGGGCAGUUCCAGCUCUUUCCACUGGCUCACUGGAGACGAGGUGUCCUACACCAACUGGAAUCGAGACCAGCCCGUGGGCAUCCGUGCCGGCUGUGUUACCAUGGCGACGGGCAUCGCAACUGGUCUGUGGGAGGUGAAGGAGUGCACGACAGAGAAGGCGAAGUUCAUCUGCCGUCAGAACCAGGACACGUCCCUGAGCCCCGAGCCCCCCGCCCCUCAGCCCACGCCGAGCCUCAGCGGCUCCUGUCCCAGCGGCUGGAAGAGCAACAGCUCCCUGCGCUACUGCUACAAGGUUUUUCACUCCUCCCAGAUGGAGCAGAAGCAGAGCUGGCUGCAAGCUCACCUGUUCUGCAGGAGACACGGAGCCAACCUGCUGAGCAUCAGCGGGCCGGAGGAGGAGCAGUUUGUCCUCAAGGUCCUCCACGAGACGUUUGGGGAGUCCGAGGAGCACGAGCAGCACUGGUUCUGGAUCGGCCUCAACCGCAGGAACCCCAUGGACAACGGCAGCUGGAAGUGGAGUGACGGGCUGGCGUUAACGUACCAGAACUUCGGCCGCUACUACUACAACAUACGCCAAUGCGCUGCAGCCGACUUGGGCUCCAUGACCUGGCUGGCCAUGCACUGCGACCUGCAGUUGGACUGGAUCUGCAAGAUUCCCAGAGGAAGUAUUGAGAAGCUGCCAGAAGACACUGAAGGCUCCACCACGCCGGAGUGGAUUGCCUUCCAGGAGGCUGAGUACAAAUUCUUCGACCACCGCACCACUUGGGACCAGGCCGGGAGGAUCUGCUCGUGGUUCGACUCAUCCCUGGCCUCCGUCCACUCAGCCGAGGAGCAGGCGUUCCUGGCCAACACGUUACGCAAGAUGGGUAAGGUGGAAGGGGACAACUGGUGGCUCGGGCUUCACACGUAUGAGAACGACGGGCGUUUCCGCUGGUCCGACCACUCUGUGCUCAACUACAUCUCAUGGGCCCUCGGCAGGCCUCACCCCAUCAGCCGCGAUCGUAAAUGCGUGCACAUGUCCGCCACUAAAGCGGACUGGACCGACCAGAAGUGUCACUCCGACCUGCCCUACAUCUGUAAGAGAGUGAAUGUGACGGGGACCGUUCCUCCCACGCCGGCAUCGCCUCACCCCCCGUCAGGCUGUCCCGAGGGAUGGUCUUCCUACCAGCACAAGUGUCUCAAGGUGUUUGACCAGGCGUCCCGGGUCACAUGGUCUGCAGCCAAGCUGAAGUGUGAGGUUCAGGGAGGGGAGCUGGCCGUCGUGUCCAACUACCUGGAGCAAGCUUUUGUCACAACCUUGCUAAAGAACGCCAGCGCCGACCUCUGGGUGGGUCUGACGUCCGAUUCUAAGGGUCACUUCACGUGGGCCAAGGCCGGUCUGCUCAGCUACACCAACUGGGCCCCCGGAGAGCCCAUCGACAACAGCGGGCCGCAUCACAACAAGACUCCGGGAAACUGCGUGGCGAUGAUUCACAGCAACCCAAAGAGAAUCGGCAUGUGGGGAUCCCGAGCCUGUGAGAUGGAAAAUAACGGCUACAUCUGUCAAAAGAAACAAGUUCAAGGUCUGUCUCCGGCUCCGCCCCUCAUUCCCGGCUCUCUGUCCAAGCCCGUGGAGCUCGGUGGGGUGACGUACCGGGUGGUGAAGAAGCCGCUGGACUGGACCGGCGCUCUGCACGUGUGCGAGUCUCUGAACGGCACCCUGGCCACGGUGAAGGACCCGUUCCAGCAGGCGUACCUGACCCUGCUGAUGAACAGCCUGCACCAGCCCGCCUGGAUCGCUCUCUACAACUACGGAGGACGGAGCUUUACCUGGCUGGGUGAGGAGGAGGCCAUAUACUCAAACUGGAAAGACAGGGAGCCCAAUCAGAUGGCAGGAUGUGGCGACAUGACCACGACGGGGCAGUGGACGGUGACUCCCUGUGAUGCCAAACUGGAGGCUGCCAUCUGUCAGAUUACUGAUGAGCCUGUGACUCAUCGAUGGAACUACCCAGGACAGUGUCCCCACUCCGUGGGAGAGUGGGCGUGGGUGCCCUUCAGAAACCACUGCUACGCCUUCAACCCGCAGAGGCUAAAACUGCAGCAGGAUGCACGCACGUCCUGCCAGAAGAUUGGAGCGGAGCUGCUCUCCAUCUUGGACGAGACGGAGAACGGCUUUGUGUGGGAGCACAUGCAGAGCUAUGCCGAGCAGGCGCACGGAGCCUGGCUGGGAAUCACCGUGAAAGGUCGAGGUUUUGUGUGGAACGACGACACGGAGAUGUCGUUUACCAACUGGGAAAUGCACGAUUUUGCUUUCUCCGUGCUGUCCAUCAACUCCUGCUUCUGGAUCCAGAGCAACAGCGGCCUGUGGAAGCCGGGAUCCUGCAGGAACCGCACGCACGGAGUCAUCUGCAAGCAGCCUCGCAGUAUUGAAACAUCACCUCAAACAUCCCCUGCCGACCACCUGCCCACUCUGAUCGUCGUCAUGGUGACGGGCCUGUUGCUGGUGCUGCUGAUCGUCACCGUCAUCUACCUGUACCGCCACCGGACUGCUGGGUCGCAGGGCUCCUACAAGGGCGCCCGCUACAGCCGCACCAACUCCAACCUCACGGAGCAGGCCGAGAAGAACAUCCUGGUGUCGGACAUGGAGCUGAACGAGCAGCCCGAGUAGCUGCGGCCGUCCUGGGACUGGACACGGCUUCCAGAGGCUGACUUUACCCUGCUCAUUUCUCUCUUUUGGAGCCCCCCCCGAAAAAAUGAUAUGAAAUUUGCCAAAAAGGCUGUGCAGAGCACGGCAGGUUUUUUAGAUUUAUGAAUUGAAUUUCCGACUUUUGACUUCAUCCUCUUCUGACAAAAGUUAACAGUUCUAGCGAUUUCUCCUUUGACAGAUCAGAUGCUUCCCUCUGCAUUCAUCCAAAAAAGCGUGGGCAGGUUUUUAUUGAUCUGCUGGGAAUAGUCUGACUGCAGAUGAAAAUAUUCAGCGUAAAAAUCAGGGUCAUGAAAAAACUUGCAGUGUUAACUGGUGCCAAAGUAAAGUUUUGCACACUGCGUAUUUUCAGUGUAACUGUUUUUCUGAGCUACAAACCCCUUUUGCCUCCAUCUUUAACACGGCCACAUAUUCUUCUUCAGGACCAAACUCAUCUUUUUUGUUAGCUUUUCCUUUUCCAUUACCAUGUCAGUAUUAACCCAGAACUUGAACUCGUGUUUUUGUUGUUUUGUUUCGUCAUUAUCCGCGCAGCUGUACAGAACUGUUCCUCAUGAUGCGUGCUGCUUUCGUGAGCCAGCCUCUCCUCUCUUUUCCAGCCUGACACGUCAGCCGAGCAGAGGAGGAAGUCCAAAUGUGAACAUGUUGAAGGUGACGGAGGCCGGUGACCUCAGGCCGUCUGAGGGCACACACCAUAAUUGUGCACAUAAGUAGAGCUUUGUUAUGGGAAGCCGGUCUUUAAAUAGACUUGCAUUGUCUCUUUUGUUGGAGGGUUGUCAUCACAUGGUUGAACUCCGAGCUGACACAGCUCGGUAUACAUUUUGGCACUUUUUUUUUUUCUUGAACUCUUAUUUUGAUUCAGUAUAGUCUUAGUCAUCCACUUUCCUUUAGUAAUUAUCCCAAGCAUGCAUAUUCUGCUCUGCGAUUCUUAACUCUUGUUUGUCUUGGCUCUUUGCGCCGCCAUCUGGAGCUGAUUCAGCAUUUUUUUAAGGGUAGUAAUUUUCUUUACAUGCACCAUAAAAAAAAAAAGAAAAAAGGGUUUGUAAUUCGAUAUCUGUCUGAUCCAUCAUUUUUCACGACUUUGCGGUCCACUUCGCUGUGUGCUACAACACUCUCCUCCGGUGAUGACGUGUGUGACUGGUGAAGACGUCUGGAGGGAUGACGGCCAACUCUUCACCCUCUCUUUGUCCUGCAGAGGAAAACCGUCCCUCGCAAGACAAUCAACACACAGCUGUACAGCUGUGCACGCGAGAGCCAAAGCGUGCAAUUUUUUACAGAGUUAAUUUGCCUCCUUGAACAUUUAACCUCUUCUCCUAAAAAAAUUUUGCCUCUCGCGUACAUUUUCUCUUUCGCCUGCUUUGCAGGAAUGCUUCGGAGCCAUUUCAGUCUGAGGCUUUUGGUGUUUUUCGCUGCUGUGAAGAAAAAAAAAAAGAAAAGAAAGAAAGAAAGAAAGGGAAGAAAAAGGAGAGAAAAAAACACAGCUCUUAUAGCUCCCCAAGUUGAACUAAGAUUGCGGGGGAAGGGAGGUGUGUGUGUGUGUGUGUGUGUGUGUGUGUGUGUGUGUGUGUGUGUGUGUGUGUGUGUGUGUGUGUGUGUGUGUGUGUGUGUGUGUGUGUGUGUGUGUGUGUGUGUGUGUGUGUGCGGUCUCCAGCUGCGGAAUGUUGAGUCGGCAGGAAGAGCUCAGUCUGGAACCAAUCAGAGAAGGAGGGCUUAGGGACAUGAA